Oryza sativa Japonica Group (Japanese rice) is the source of this 1578-nucleotide messenger RNA. Its product is annotated as RING-H2 finger protein ATL29. NCBI's taxonomy places the organism in Eukaryota, Viridiplantae, Streptophyta, Magnoliopsida, Poales, Poaceae. The record is from RefSeq and is a predicted model, not a curated record.
GCUGCAUGCGCAGGGAAGACGACUAGCCAAGGCGCCCUCGCCUCCCGCCGCCGACCACGCGCGCUAUCUGCAUGCCAAGUUGCCGAGCUAGGAUGCACGCGCACCAGCACCAGCACGCGCUGCUCGCGGCGCUCCUCGCGUGCGCGCUCGCGGCGUCGUCGUCGACGGCCGGAGCGCAGCCGGCGGGGCAGCAGGGGUAUGCCUACGGCGACGUGUCCGGGCAGCAGGUGCACGUCAGCACGACGAUGAUCGUGCUGCUGGCCGCCGUCGUCGGGGUUUUCCUGUUCAUCGCGAUCUCCACCAUCUACCUCCGCCACUGCACCGGUUACGACCCCGCGACGGAGGGCGGCGGCGUCGGCGGGAGCCGUUCCAUGAUCCUCCCUGCCAACAGCUUCGUCUCGAGGCGGCAGCGGCGGCCGCGCGGGCUCGACUCGUCGGUGGUCCGGAUGUUCCCCACCAUGAAGUACGCCGAGGCGAAGGCGCUGCGGGUGGGGAAGGUCGCCGGCGCCGCGCUGGAGUGCGCGGUGUGCCUCAGCGAGUUCGAGGACGACGAGAUGCUCAGGUUCCUGCCCAAGUGCAGCCACGCCUUCCACCCGGACUGCAUCGGCCAGUGGCUCGCCAGCCACGUGACCUGCCCCGUCUGCCGCCGCAAUCUCGACCCUAACAAGGACACCACCGAAGAGGUGAUCAUCCCGGCCGCCGCCGCCGCCGAUCCGAACAGCACCUCCAGUGAAAUAGUUGUGAUACGGCAAGAAGACGGGGCGCACCCAGCAGCCGUGGUGAUCGACGUGGUCACCGAGGAGGACGACGAGGAGCGGAGGAAGGAGGAGCUAGAGCUUCAGGCGAUAGGCACCCAGCUCCGCGCGAUGCGGUCACGGUCGGGGCUGCGGCCAAAGACGUCGGCGGCGAAGCUUCCCCGGUCGCACUCCACUGGCCACUCCCUCGCCGUCCGGCUCGACGGCGACCUAGAGCGGUACACGCUGCGGCUGCCGGAGCACGUACACAGGGAGAUGGUCGCGGCGGGGGAGCAGAGCGUGCGCCGCGGGAGGAGACUCGGGGAAGGGGUCGGCAUGGGCGCUCGGUGCAGCCCCCGGUUUUCGCGGUCGGGCAGAUGGUCAUCUUUUCUCUCAAAUUCUUUGUCAGGAAAGCUGUCUUUCCUCUCCCCGUCGUCGAGGAGAACGCCGGAUAGCACCCAGGUGGAAGUGUCAUCAUCCUCGUCGUCGUCGGUGACGAAGGUGAAAGGGAAGCGCGUGGCCGCCGUCGAUGUUGCCGACGACGGUUCUGCUCAUGGGACUGCACAGUACCCUGGUUGCACUGUGGCCAGCUCGGCGGCGGCGGCGGCUGUGGACGUGGAGAAGGCAGCUACCAGGAGACGAAUGCAUAAAUGAAAUGUUAGGCAUUAACACCCGCCGUUUCGGCCGGGCGCAGGCUCUGUCAAUAUGACUGGUAAACCAUCUCCAUCGACUGGACGCCGAGGGUAAGAAUUUAACUUUACAAUUCAUAUCGAUGAUCGAUCAAUAUGUAAGAUUUGCCAAUACAUCUGAAUAAACUGAAGCCUAUUACUACAUAGCAGAAGUA